AUGUCUACUAAGGUAUCGCUCCUGAAGAAACUCUGCAAGGCGGAGUACGACGAAAGCGGUGACAUGGAGGCGCAUUUGUUUCGAAUGGAUGAACAUUUCUCAAGUCUGAUGAGCGCGGGCCAGGAACUGGAUUCGAGCUUGAAAGUGGCCAUGGUUCUGAAAAACAAUGGAGAACGAACCUCGCAAUGGGCCGAACAACGGUUGAACGCAGCACCUGAUGAAAGCAAAGAGGAGCGAAUGCCGCAGCGAAGCCGGUCAGCCGAUAUGGUGCAACGAGUGUCUACCAACAACCCGGCCACAGCGUCAGGACAGCAGAGUGAGUAUCUAGCUCAGCCACAACGCGAUGCGCAGGUCCGCGCCAUGGAACAGCAGCAACGCCUCGAGCAGGUUCCCGUCUCGGAGCGGCAGCUGUGCGAGCAGUUCAUCGGCAUGGAUAUGCAGCAGCGGGCUGUGUUGCAGCAGCAGCGAUGUGGUGCGUUCCCCGUCCAGGCGCAAGGCUCCGCGCAGGUGCCCGAUAUGCAGCAGCAGCGGAGCGGUGUGUACCCCGUCCAGGUGCAAGGCCCCGGGCAGGUUUCCGAUUCGCAGCAGCAGCGGUGUGGCGUGUACCCCGUCCAGGUUCCCGAUACGCAGCACCAGCGGAGUGAUGUGUACCCCGUCCAGGUGCAAGGCCCCUUGCAGGUUCCCGGUCCGCAGCAGCAGCGAUGUGGCGUGUACCCCGUCCAGGUGCAAGGCCCCGGGCAGAUUCCCGAUUCGCAGCAGCAGCGGUGUGGCGUGUACCCCGUCGAGGUGCAAGGCCCCGUGCAGGUUCCCGAUACGCAGCAGCAGCGGAGUGGUGUGUACCCCGUCGAGGUGCAAGGCCCCGGGCAGGUUCCCGAUUACCAGCAGCAGCGGUGUGAUGUGUACCCCAUCCAGGUGCAAGGCCCCGGGCAGAUUCCCGAUCCGCAGCAGCAGCGGAGUGGUGUGUACCCCGUCGAGGUGCAAGGCUCCGCGCAGGUGCCCGAUAUGCAGCAGCAGCGGAGCGGUGUGUACCCCGUCCAGGUGCAAGGCCCCGGGCAGAUUCCCGAUCCGCAGCAGCAGCGGUGUGGCGUGUACCCCGUCCAGGUGCAUGGCCCCGUGCAGGUUCCCGAUACGCAGCAGCAGCGGAGUGGUGUGUACCCCGUCCAGGUGCAAGGCCCCGUGCAGGUUUCCGAUUAUCAGCAGAAGCGACGUGGUGUGUACCCCGCCCAGGUACACACCCAGGAGAAUGUUCCUUUGUUGGAGGAGCAUAAAUGUAGCCCGUACCCCGUCCAGGUACGAUGCAACGCGCAGUCGUGCGACACGUAUAGGAAGGAGUCCAGUGCGUACCACGCCCAGGUACAAUUUCGUGCACAAGUCCCCGGUCUGGAGCAGCAAAUGUAUGGUGCCUACUCCAGCCAGGUACAACAGCAACCACAUUUUAGAGUUGCGGAUCCGGCAUACCCCGUCAUGCGUCCCGAACAGAUGCAACCAUCUUACUUGGAAGGUAUUGCCCCGCAACAGCAAGGCAUGUUUGGCCGAAGAAGCUUCCAACAUUUUCAGGCGAUCCAGAAGAAUGGCCCGUAUUUAUAA
Molecule: messenger RNA, 1587 nt
Organism: Anopheles merus
Lineage: Eukaryota; Metazoa; Arthropoda; Insecta; Diptera; Culicidae
Product: glutenin, high molecular weight subunit DY10-like
Exons: 4
Coding region: 1-1587 (528 amino acids)
Source: RefSeq, a predicted model, not a curated record